AUGCAAUUGAGGAACAUCAUAGCUGUUGCUGCCCUUGGUGGGUUGGCUUCUGCUGCCAAUAGUACGUAUCAACAUUAUUUUUUUAUUUCUAACUCGGUUCCAUGACACUGAUUCCAAUUCAAAUCCCUUGGCAGAUAUUACAGAUAGAUUUCAUCUACAAAACUCCAGAUUUCUUCAGCGCGAUGGGAGUUGGAUACUUGGAACAACUCCCCGAGAGAGUGCCUUUCAGAGCAAAUCAGUAUAAACACGCCAAUCUCCAACAGCGUGUCAGAUCUAAACAGUGAUGAGAUCGCAAUUCAAAUCUUACUUUCUAAUGGAGCUACGCCUAAAGUCUGUAUAAUUCUGCACAUUUCAACACCCUCCUUUACUUCACCACCCUGGUCUUGUUCUUUUUUUCUUCUUCUUCAGCGCAGCAGGCGAGUUUCAUUCACUUACUUCAUUCAACAGCAAUUGAGAGGCUUUUUUUUUUCUGCCCGUGCUAAAUUUGGAAACAUUUCAACUUACCACCUUAAACCCUUUUUUUUCCCGCCAGUCACGACACGGAGAUUUUGCGACACGACACUUGAUAUUGACACUGGCUAUUUUACUUAAAGUCUUGAAGUUUUCAAAUGUGUUGCAAAAAACCAACAAGGCAUAUUUCAUCCAAGGGUUCAGGGGGAAGAAACCCAACUUCCAAAUUGGAAAUCAAUAGAAUGGGCCGAUGAGUUAUUGUAUCCAGAUUUUGAUGUACUAACAGUAUCCUCUUUUUCUUUCUAGAUUCUACUUUGACAAAUGCUACCCCAUCUGUCGACAGUGGUUGCUCAUUUUCAUCCUUCACCGCUACCGCUGCUGGCCAACUUCAAUCGGUUGCUGCUUGUGAAACAGCCGUUGGUGACGUUGUUGUCUACGGUGACUCGUUCAGAUCGAUUGAGUUGACUGGUUUGAAACAAUUGUACGGUAACUUGGCCAUUAGAAAUGCCAGUCAAGCUACCGUUGUUAAUGCGCCAACUUUGCAAUUGGUCUCAGGUCAACUUGAAGUUAGCGGCGGCACCAUCUUGUCCAACUUGAACUUGGCACAAUUGACCACUGUUGGUUCAUUGGAGUUUAACGCUUUGCCAGCUUUGGAACACACUGGAUUGACUGCCGGUUUGACUUCGGCUGACUCCAUUGUUAUUUCCGAUACCGGGUUGAGUCAAUUGACUGGUAUCAAUGUCUACAAGUUGAAGGUGUUCAAUGUCAACAACAAUAAGGAUAUCGAUACUAUUGACUCUGGCUUGCAAGAAGUUACCGACACUCUUGACAUUUCCUACAAUGCUGAAAAAGUUGAUGUGAUUUUGAACCAGUUGAAGUCAGCCAACAACAUCAUUUUGCAGCAGAUUAAUUCAUUCCAAGCUCCAAACUUGACCUCAACCAACGGUUCCAUUGCCAUUUCAAAAUCAUCCAUUGAAAAGAUUGAAUUGCCAAAAGUUGAAUCUGCAGGAUCGGUCGUCAUCAACCAGAAUGACGACUUGGAAGAAAUUGACUUUUCCAAAUUGACCAGUCUUAGCGGCGCUUUGCAAAUCUCUGAUAACGACAACUUGAAGUCAUUGGAUGGUUUCAACAGCUUAAAGACUGUUGGUGGUACCAUUAACAUUAAUGGUUCAUUUGACAAUGGUACUUUUGACGCUUUGAGCAGGGUUUCCGGUGGUUUCAUCUUGAAGACUGACGGUCAAUUGUCUUGUUCUGCUUUCAACAAAUUGAACUCCAACGGUGACGUCAGAGGUGACAAGUUCCAAUGCGAAGACAAGGUUACUACUUCAUCUUCAUCAUCAGCUAAAUCAAACUCUGGUUCAUCGUCAAACUCUGCUACUGGUGGCUCAAGUCAAUCCUCAGAAGGUGGCUCUUCAUCAAGCGGUUCAUCUUCAUCAAGCAGAAAGAGUGAAGGUUCUUCAAACGUUGGUAAAUUGGCUUCCGUUGUUGCUGCUUUUGCCGGUAUUGGUUUUGUAUUGAUCUAA
Lodderomyces beijingensis is the source of this 1973-nucleotide messenger RNA. NCBI's taxonomy places the organism in Eukaryota, Fungi, Ascomycota, Pichiomycetes, Serinales, Debaryomycetaceae. The record is from the annotation of a GenBank genome assembly.